UUAACCACUCACCACAGCACACAGUUUGCCUCACUUCCCUCACUGCCCCACCCCAGAGCUCCUGUGCUGCAGUUUGACACAGACCCCUCCACCGUUACGUGUGUUAGGACAGGAGAAUCUGCUGGACUUUGACUGCUGAUUUUCUGUCCAUAUCAACACCUAGUAGAGAAGAUCACUUCUUCAGGAUGCCUCUUGGGGGUGGAAACAAAUGUGGCUGCUGCCAGAAAACAGUGUACUUUGCAGAGGAAGUGCAGUGUGAAGGGCGGAGCUUCCACAGAUCCUGCUUCCUGUGCAUGGUGUGCAGGAAAUGUCUAGACAGCACUACUGUAGCCGUCCAUGAGAAUGAGGUGUACUGCAAGGCAUGUUACGGCAAAAAGUAUGGGCCCAAAGGGUACGGCUAUGGCGCUGGCGCAGGAACUCUGAGCAUGGAUAAAGGAGAGUCACUGGGAAUUAAACCUGUGGAGCCUCAGGAGCACCGGCCAACCAAUAACCCCAACACAUCCAAGUUUGCUCAAAAGUUUGGCAGCUCUGAUAAAUGUCCUCGGUGUAGCAAGGCCGUCUACGCAGCUGAAAAAGUCAUAGGGGCAGGAAAUGCAUGGCACAGGGGUUGUUUCCGAUGUGCGAAGUGCGGCAAGGGGCUGGAAUCUACAACUUUAGCCGACAAGGAUGGUGAAAUCUACUGCAAAGGUUGCUAUGCCAAAAACUUUGGUCCAAAGGGCUUUGGAUACGGUCAAGGUGCUGGAGCGCUGUCACACACUAAAUAGAUCAGCGUGACACCAAUCGUAAGCAUCUGCAGAAACACCUAAACACCUCCUGCUCGUGUAUAUGUGCACGAGUGAGUGCAUGUUAGUGUCUUCAAAAUGGAAACCGGUGUCAGUCAAGAAGGAAACCAGAGUCCAGAUGCUUCAGUCUAAAUCUUAAACAAGACACGUUCCACAUUUCAACACAUUCCACAUCAUGUCAUUGUCUUGAACCCAUAAACAUCUCUGCUUAACUCUUGAACGCUGCUUAAUGCUUGAAAGAAUGUCUAGUAUGUAAACAAAACAUGGGUUUAGACUUAAUCUGCUCAGAUAAAAUGAUUUGGUGGAACCUGAGCUGUGCUGUCAGUAUUCUUCUGCUUAGAUGUACUGUCUGUUCUCUAAUGGAUCUGCAUGAGUUUACUAGUUUACCACAUGAUUCUUUGAGCUUUAAUCACAGUAAAGAAAGUUUUCUUUAGCUCUAUUCAAAGCAUGAAUGUGUCACAGGUACUCCCUGGCUUAAGAUGCGCUAAAAUAAUUUCACUAUCAUUGGAAAAAUAUCCCACAUAUGUAUGUACUUUAAGUAGAUGUUAUAGAAGUAAAUGUACAAAAAUGCACAGUUUUGGUGUCUUUUUUUAUUAUUUGUGUCCAUUAAACUGAAUAGCUGGUGAAUGUAAA
Messenger RNA from Cyprinus carpio (common carp), 1415 nucleotides. Its product is annotated as cysteine and glycine-rich protein 1-like. Gene Ontology annotation, cellular component: cytoplasm; nucleus; Z disc. Gene Ontology annotation, biological process: muscle tissue development; sarcomere organization. The record is from RefSeq and is a predicted model, not a curated record. Gene Ontology annotation, molecular function: actinin binding; structural constituent of muscle. NCBI's taxonomy places the organism in Eukaryota, Metazoa, Chordata, Actinopteri, Cypriniformes, Cyprinidae.